Messenger RNA from Exophiala dermatitidis NIH/UT8656, 3105 nucleotides. Its product is annotated as histone-lysine N-methyltransferase SETD2. Gene Ontology annotation, biological process: regulation of DNA-templated transcription. Lineage: Eukaryota; Fungi; Ascomycota; Eurotiomycetes; Chaetothyriales; Herpotrichiellaceae. The transcript is spliced from 3 exons. Gene Ontology annotation, cellular component: nucleus; chromosome; chromatin. Bases 1 to 3105 code for a protein of 1034 amino acids. The record is from RefSeq and is a predicted model, not a curated record. Gene Ontology annotation, molecular function: histone H3K36 methyltransferase activity; protein binding.
AUGGGCCGUCUGAGCAGACAGCCGUCGGGGCAACAAUCCGUAGAGGAAGCGGCGGUCGGAGUCAAGCGGGAGGAGUCCGUGGAGGGUGAGCCAACAGAAGAGGCGCGCAACACCAACGUAGCCCUCAAGCAGAAAAACUCUGCCAAACCCUCAGAUUCACCUUCCUCCGACACACUUCAACGCAUAAAAUCGCACUCGCCGUCCAGCUCGCAAUCGGUCUCGCCCCAGCAAUUAUUUGCUGACACAGAGGACAGUCCAGUGAGCGCCAAGAAGGAGUCUGAGGAGCCGGAUGCGAAUGGUCACACUUCACCCUCCGCGUCUCCCGUCAAGCUUGAAGCCAAAGAAGCUCCGAAGCCCACAAAGUCUGCUCGGGGAGCUGCCUCCAAAUUACCUCCUCGUGUCGCUCCUCUGUUCAACGACCUUCCUGAUGCCACCGAAGAGGCUUGUUCUACCUUUGAAGUCAUCGAAAGCUGCACCUAUCAAAAUAAAUACCUGGGCUUUAGCGAACAUGCUCUCGACUGUGACUGUCAGGAAGAAUGGGAUCCGACCUCCAAGCAGAAUCUCGCAUGCGGCGAUGAUUCCGACUGCAUCAACCGCGCCUGUAAGAUGGAAUGUGCCAAAGACUGUGGUUGCGGUCCUGCAUGCCAGAAUCAGCGAUUCCUUCGCCGUCUUUGGGCCAAUGUCUCAGUCAUCAAGACGGAGAAAAAAGGAUAUGGUCUUCGCACCAACGUUGAUCUCCGGCCUCACGACUUUAUCUUCGAAUACAUUGGCGAAACCAUCCCCGAGAACACUUUCCGGAAGCGCAUGAGACAGUAUGACGAAGAAGGGAUCAAGCAUUUCUACUUCAUGUCCCUAAGCAAGGGUGAGUUCAUCGACGCGACCAAAAAGGGUAAUCUUGGUCGAUUUUGCAACCACUCCUGCAAUCCCAACUGCUACGUCGACAAAUGGGUCGUCGGCGACAAGCUGCGAAUGGGCAUAUUUGCAGAACGGUACAUCAAGGCUGGCGAGGAGCUGGUGUUCAACUACAAUGUCGACCGCUAUGGUGCCGAUCCUCAACCUUGUUACUGCGGUGAAUCGAACUGCACGGGAUUCAUUGGCGGCAAAACCCAGACGGAACGCGGCACGAAACUCUCCGCUGCAACCAUUGAGGCUCUUGGUAUCGAUGAGGCAGAUUCCUGGGAGACCACCGUCGCCAGACGGCCUCGCAAGAAGAAGGUCGCCGAGGACGAUGAAGACUACGUCGACAGCCUUGAAGCCAAGUCACUGGAUGCUGACAGCGUGACCAAGGUCAUGGCUGCACUUAUGCAGUGCAAAGAGAAAUGGAUCGCUGUGAAGCUGCUGCAGCGGAUACAACGAUGCGAGGAUGACCAGGCAUGGCACAAAGUGGUCAGAUUUCACGGUUAUCAAAUACUCAACUCCCAGCUCGCUGCUUGGAGGGACGAUGAGAAUAUCAUUCUACAGAUUUUGGAUAUCCUGAACCGACUGCCACGGCUCACCAGAAACAAGAUUGUCGAUGCAAAGAUUGAUAAAACCUUGGAACCUUUGACGCAGCAUCCUGAUGAGAGAGUCGCGAGCCAGGCGUCACAAUUGCUCGAUGCAUGGUCCAAGCUCGAGUUGGCCUACCGAAUACCACGCAAGAAGAGAACUGAUGCGUCAAACAUCGUCAAGCCCCAGCCCACGCCGUUCGAAAGACGGGAGUCUGCGCAGGAACGCAAACGAUCAAAGUCUAGGUCUCGCUCUCGUUCUCGGACACCUCCUAGAGGCCCUUCAAGCGUGCCCUCCGGUCCCAAGUCGUUACAGCGUCCGGCAGCCAAGAUCCUCGGCCGCGCUCUUCCAUCUUUCACUCGACCUCCUCCGCCAUUGCCCCGAGGCUGGUUUGCAGCGCAGGAUAACGGGAGAACGUAUUACUACUCGACCAAUGGACAAACAACAUGGUCAAGGCCUACCAAACCGGCUGACGAGCCUCCUCCCCCGCCCAAGCAGCCUUCUGAGCAGGAUCUCUUGAAGAGCAUCAUUGACAAUAUCGUCACCUCCCACGACAAAGAAAAGCAAACUGCCACUCCGGACACGCCCAAACCUGUCAAGGUGAAGAAGGAGGAGAAGUGGAAAUCAUACAAUGAAGAGAAGCAGAAGAAGUUGUAUGAGAAUACUCUUUUCCCGCUCAUCUCCCAUGUUAUGAACAAGUACAAGAACAAAAUCCCACGCGACGACCUUAAACGUUUUGCCAAAGAGGUUGCUAAGAAGCUCGUCGCGUCGGAUUACAAGGCUGGAAGGGUCAAAGAUCCCACCAAGAUUGAGGAGAAGCAACAGAAAAAGGUCAAGGAGUUCUGCAAGCAGUUCUUUGAAAAGGCAUACCAGAAACAUAAAAAGCACGAAGCGGACAAAGCCGCCCGGCAGAAGAGUAAGAAAGGUUCCAGUACUCACCGGGGCGAACCGUCAUCGUCAGAACAGGCGGCGCCAUCCAGCUCUAAGGUAGAGGAUGUGUCUCCUGCUGAUGAAGAUGAUGAAGCGGAAGAUGUAAAAAUGUCGAUUUCUGACGACGAAGAUGCCGACAACACACCCAGUGAGCAGACUCCUAUCGCGUCAAAUGGCACCACCGAGCCUACGUUGAAACGCAAACGCGCACACGACAAUGAUUCCUCUAUGGUGCUUGGAGAUGAAGAGGAAGAGGAACCUACGGGAUCGCCCAUGAAAAGGUUGAAUCUGGACGUCGACACUCCAACGACACUGACACCGCCUCCUCCACCCCCACCGCCGCCGGCGCCGCCUGCCGAAACACCUCCAGACAGUACACCACGAGAAGGUGAGGCCGAGGCCGAAAUGGACAUGGACAUAGAGACGGAACCGGAGACCGACAUCCACGCCGAUACAAAUUUUAAGGGAAAGAGUAUGGCGGAUGUGCUGGCUCAAGCGCAACAAGAAGACGAUGGUGAUGAAGGUGUUGAAGAAGCAAAUGGGGAUAACUUGAAGGCCGAGUCAGAUAAUCAAGGCAAGAAGGAUGGUGUCAAUGGGAUUGGGACAUCGGCUGGACAUGGCCCAGGCCAAAACAUGGAGUUGGACAACCCUUCGGUUGAAGGACAAGAGUUUCCCGAGGAAACACGAUGA